Molecule: messenger RNA, 195 nt
Organism: Penicillium cinerascens
Lineage: Eukaryota; Fungi; Ascomycota; Eurotiomycetes; Eurotiales; Aspergillaceae
Exons: 2
Coding region: 1-195 (64 amino acids)
Source: RefSeq, a predicted model, not a curated record
AUGACGACUCAGCGGGUCGAGGGCGAGGUCCAAGGCGAUGAAGAGUCUAUGCGGAACUUCCUGCAACAGAUUAACAAGGGACCGCGAACGGCGCAUGUGGCCAAAAUAGAAAAGAAGGAGUUGGAGCCCCAUGAGCACGAUGACUCUUUUGUGGUGUUGAGGACUGCCGAAUCUAUGUUCCAUUCUGGGUCUUGA